Molecule: messenger RNA, 825 nt
Organism: Cynara cardunculus var. scolymus (artichoke)
Lineage: Eukaryota; Viridiplantae; Streptophyta; Magnoliopsida; Asterales; Asteraceae
Product: probable serine/threonine-protein kinase PIX13
Exons: 6
Biological process (GO): protein phosphorylation
Molecular function (GO): protein kinase activity; ATP binding
Source: RefSeq, a predicted model, not a curated record
AAAGGGUGGGUGGACAGUGAAACAUACGCACCGUCGAAGGUCGGUGUUGGGAUUGUCGUCGCCGUCAAGAGAUCAAAUUCGGACAGGGUCCAAAACCUAAAGGGGUGGCAGGCAAAAGUGAAUCUUUUGGAUAAAUUCAAUCAUCCAAACCUUGUGAAAUUGUUGGGAUAUUGUUGGGAAGGCAAAGACUUUCUUCUUGUAUAUGAAUACAUGCAGAAGGGUAGUCUUGGAAAUCAUCUUUUUGGAAGGCGUACUGAACCACUUUCUUGGAAUAUAAGAAUUAAAAUAGCGACCGAAGCAGCACAAGGACUUGUUUUUUUACACAGUACUGGAAUAAUUACUGUGUACAAGAAUUUUAAAUGUUCAGAUAUAUUAUUAGAUGAGGAUUUUAAUGCGAAAUUAUCGGAUUUUGGAUGCGUAAACUUGCCAAACUUGGGUCCUGCAAAUGGUUAUGCCACAACCGUUGACACUUAUUAUUAUGCGUCUCCAGAAUACAUAAAUACCGAUCAUUUAUAUGUGAAGAACAACGUCUAUAAUUUUGGAGUGGUGUUAUUAGAAAUGAUAAUCGGAUUACGAGCUGUUGGCACUAAUCGACCUAGCUCGCAAUUCAACUUGGUGGAAUGGGCUCGACCUGCGUUAUCCGACAAACGGAGAUUACAAGAAAUCAUAGACCCACGACUAGAAAACGAUUACCCAUCAAAAGGAGCUAGUAAAGCAUCAAAACUCAUCCUAAGUUGUCUCAAACCGGACCCCAAGAAUCGACCUUCAAUGGAAGAAGUUUUGUUUAGUUUGAAACAAAUAAGCGCCAUCCAAACAAAAUCAUAG